Anisakis simplex (herring worm) is the source of this 435-nucleotide messenger RNA. Lineage: Eukaryota; Metazoa; Nematoda; Chromadorea; Rhabditida; Anisakidae. The record is from the annotation of a GenBank genome assembly.
AUGUUCAUAUGGUUCUGUCGCCAGGCUGAUUCUUUCGAUCUUUUGCUAACAAAUGCUCAUACAAAACGUCAGUAUACAGCGGAUGAAUUUAUUCCACGUAAUUCGUCAGUGAUCGUUCAGAGGACACCGCGAGAUAAUGCCGCAAAAUUACCGAAAGUACAAGACUCAACCAAUUCGGGUAUAGUCACCAAAGCUGCUACAACCAGCGACAAUUUCACGGGACACAUAGAAUCGGAGCAGUUCAAUCAGUUGAGUGAAGAAGAACGUAUAGCACAUAUCAAAGAAGUUUCUGCUUACAAAUACCAACCAUCCAAUUUCCAGAAGAAGUCCUCGUCGAUUCUAUGGGGUCCUCCACCACCGACUUAUCAAUGCAAUCGUUGCUCGCAAUCGGGUCAUUGGUACAAAAACUGCCCAAUGGUAACUGUCAUAUCUUAA